Messenger RNA from Exophiala mesophila, 2307 nucleotides. RefSeq lists its product as uncharacterized. NCBI's taxonomy places the organism in Eukaryota, Fungi, Ascomycota, Eurotiomycetes, Chaetothyriales, Herpotrichiellaceae. The record is from RefSeq and is a predicted model, not a curated record. Gene Ontology annotation, molecular function: RNA binding. Gene Ontology annotation, biological process: positive regulation of mRNA splicing, via spliceosome. The coding region runs from base 242 to 1093 and encodes 283 amino acids. Gene Ontology annotation, cellular component: spliceosomal complex. The transcript has 4 exons.
CUCCCUCUGAAUCUUUUGCCUUUCUUCUCUUCCAUCGCCACCGCAGCUUCAUCACUACCACUUUCAUCAUCAUCAUCUGGAACCUAUCCACUUCUUGGAUUGUGUUUCAUUCAACCCAUCUUCGCUCCCGCAUCUUCUUUCUUUCCAUCUGCAAGCAAUCUUAUCGGUGAUUGCCUAGAUCUUGCCUGCUCAAAGUCUUCACUCCUUCGCCAUCAUAUCAUCUACUUGAAAUCUCAUCACAAUGGCCGAUUUUGAAGAUUCUGCUGCUCGCUAUGAGGAUGACCGUGGCUACGAGAGACGGGAUAGAUCUGCGUCCCCUCGUGGUGACCGCGAAGAACGCAACCGCAGCCGUUCACCAAACGGCAGAGAUCGACCCCCUCAGCCCCCCGUCGAUAGCAGAAUGAAGUUGGAUGAUGAAGAGGGUGCGACCAACACUGGGUCCAACCUUUUCGUGACUGGCAUCCACCCUCGCCUCACCGAGGCUGACGUCUCUCGUCUCUUUGAAAAGUAUGGUGAGGUCGAGAACUGUUCCAUCAUGUUGGAUCCUCAUACCAAGGAAUCACGCGGGUUUGGCUUCGUCAAAAUGGUCACCACAGAGCAAGCUGAGGCUGCCAAGGAAGGUCUCCAAGGCGAGGUUAUUGAAGGUCGAACCUUGAGCAUUGAAAAGGCUCGCCGAGCUCGCCCUCGUACUCCCACUCCUGGCAAAUACUUCGGUCCUCCUAAACGUGGUGAUUUCCGUGGUCCUCCCCGCGGAGGUGGUUAUCGUGAUCGCUAUGAUGAUCGACGGGGUGGUUAUCCUCCUCGCCGUGAAGAGUAUCGCGGCGGCUCCCGCUUCGACGAUAACGAUCGACGAGGCUACGGUGGCGGCGGCCGAAGAGAUCGUGACGAUGGCUACGGUGGCCGUGGGAUCGAUCGCUACGAAAGCAGACGUGAAGAUGGCUAUGGUGCUCCUCGCGGGGACCGUCGUGGCUAUCAAGACCGGGGUCAGGACCGUGGUGAAGAUCGUGGCUACGGAGCACCUCGUGAUGAGCCUCCUCGCGAUUAUGGCGGUCAUCGCGAGUACUCACGGGAAGAUCGUUACGGUGGCAGGUAAGCUGGUUGACUCUAGGGCUCUAUUCGCAAACUCUUUUGCGCACGAACAAGGCAAAUGCAACCCUCGGAUGACGUUGUUGUCGAUUCUUUCACUUGUAUCGCCGUCUCGCACUCCUCGGUUGUGGCGUCUACAAAAGCAUCACUGGUAUGACGAGUCGGAAGGGUCAUGGUCCAUUUAUUUUUCUUUUCGGCGCAGCAGAAAUCGAUUUCGUGGUUAAGCAACAAAGUCCCAUGGGGAAUGCCAAGCAUUGCUCAUGAUUGACGGCAAAAUGUACUACAACGGGUGCGGCUGGGACUACUUUCUGAUGCUCGACUCUGAAUCAUCUUAAGGCCAUUACGGCAGACAACAUACUUUCAUUCCGCGCCUGACUUGCCUUCAUCCAGCCUCGAUAGUUGGCCUUCUGUCGCACAACCCCCGCAUCAGCUUCGAUUCAGAUACUUGCUUUCCGCUCUUUGCAGUCGAGACAUCAAACAAUGACGCGCCGUACACACCAUUUGUCUUUGACGCCAGUAGUCCGCCCGCAAUCCACUAAAAUUCUUCGCCGGCAAUCAUUGUCGCCAGCUCACGUCAACGCUGUUUUAUCCGCAAGAAAGAUAUGUACACCCGCACGGACCCUACUACCGAUACCCACCAUUUUGGCAUGUAAAGCUCCUCGAACAAUGUUGCGAUCCUGAUCCCAGGUACGUAUAAAACCUGUCUUUGCUGGAGCACUGACCCGCAGGCCAUCUGACAACGUUCAACCGCAUGCCCAAGUGCGGAUUUUGUACCCUCUUGUUCGCCGAUUUACCUUGAAAACAGUGCCUUUCGAUAUUGAUUAAUAGGAACCUUACGAACACGGUUCAUCAUUCUUUGGGGCCAAGAUGCUGAGCAAACAACAAAGUCAUUUCGACCUGGUGACUGUGGUGUGACGCGGGCAUGAUUGCUCAACCUGGCACUGUGGGAGUCUUCUUGCUCUUUGGCACAUGUUAGACCAUUCUUGAUGAUGCACCCAAGGCAUUGCCUUGCUCUCUUGGUAGGUUGGAUAUUGUUGCUUGCGUGACCGCUUCUGCAACUCGCCAUCACGUGUGAUUGACGUCUGGAAGCCGGUUGAGACCGACAUCGGGGCAGUCCGUAUCGGACGGAAUCGGAUAUUGUCACAAACGUGACAGCAGCAAGGUGGAAGAUUACUGUGAGUGUGGCCUUGUCUUUAAUUGGCGAUACUGCCGGCGAUGGAC